Otolemur garnettii (small-eared galago) is the source of this 3496-nucleotide messenger RNA. RefSeq names its product DAZ interacting zinc finger protein 1 (gene DZIP1). The transcript is spliced from 23 exons. Gene Ontology annotation, biological process: cilium assembly. Bases 822 to 3377 code for a protein of 851 amino acids. NCBI's taxonomy places the organism in Eukaryota, Metazoa, Chordata, Mammalia, Primates, Galagidae. The record is from RefSeq and is a predicted model, not a curated record. Gene Ontology annotation, cellular component: cytoplasm; ciliary basal body.
CGCGGGGAAGGGGGCGGGUGGGGGGUGGGGGAUCUCAAGUCGCCCGCGGCCUGGAGCCUGGGAGAACCCAGAGCUGCGCCAGACGAUCCGUCUCGCCACAACUUGCCCUAGCGAGACACGUUGCAUCCUGCGCCCUGCAAGAAGGAGCCGGCCCGCCUCUUAGAGCUCUGCUGCUUCUCGGCCUCCGCGGGCCCUGCCCGCGCCAGCAGCGCCCUGCCCUGGGUCCCCUGUGUCGCCCCCGUCCGCCUGCAGCGCCCGGCCUCCGCCAGGAGCGCGCAGCUGGGGUACUGGGGGAUAUAUUGGUGAGCGAGAGAGACCACGGCCCUUGCUCCCGCAGACCCUGCAGCCCAGUGGAUGGAGCCCAGAGACCACAGACCUACCAGGAAAGAAAAAAGUUUUCCUGAUGGUUUGUCCAAGCCGGGACUCCCCCGUGGAUUGAGGAAAAUCUGGCUUUUCCUCAGUUUACUGAUCCCUGUGGUAACCACUGGUGGCCCCCAGAAGGCCCACAGAAUGAGAGGCCUGAGGUCUAUGCUGCUAGAAAUAUUUUAGCUUCUCCAGAAAACAGAAUGCAGCCCCCGGCCAAGUUUGUAAGGGCCCUGGGCGCACGCUGACCGCGCGGAGUGCCCUUUGCUCGGUUCGGACUUGGGCGCUGCCAUAGCAACGUCCUGGACGCCCAGACCUUAGGCCGCCGCCGCCGCCGCCGCCGGCCUCAUCCAGCUCCCGAGGGGUGUGGCGGCGGCGGCCUUCGAGGCGGACCCGACCGGUAGACUAGACCGCCCCGCUUCUCCGGUGCAAGCAGAGCAGUGGAUUGGCUUGCAAGCAUGCCCUUCCAGAAGCACGUCUACUACCCGCUCGGCGGCUGUCCGGAGGGCCCCGACGUCCCUGUGGCCGCCGGGGGCGCCUCAUCCAUGGCCUUUAUACCCCCCAGCGCGGCUUCGGGCCCCAUGCCCUUCUUCCAGUUCCGGCCGCGGCUGGAGAGCGUGGACUGGAGGCGGCUGAGCGCCAUCGACGUGGACAAGGUGGCGGGGGCAGUGGACGUGCUGACGCUGCAGGAGAACAUCAUGAACAUCACCUUCUGCAAGCUGGAGGAUGAGAAGUGCCCGCACUGCCAGUCUGGCGUGGACCCGGUGCUGCUGAAGCUCAUCCGCCUGGCGCAGCUCACCAUCGAGUACCUGCUGCACUCGCAGGAGUUCCUCACCUCACAGCUGCACGCCCUGGAGGAGCGACUGCACCUGAGCCACGGGGAGGGCGAGCAGUGCAAGAAGCUGAUCGCCAAGCAGGCUGGGGAGCUCAAGCUGCUCAAGGAGGAGUGCAGACGCAGGAAGAAGAUGAUCUCCACCCAGCAGCUGAUGAUCGAGGCCAAAGCCAGCUAUUACCAGUGCCAUUUCUGUGACAAGGCCUUUAUGAACCAAGCUUUCCUACAAAGUCACAUUCAGCGGCGCCACCCUGAAGAUUCUCACUUUGAGUAUAAGAAAAAGGCGCAGACUGACAAGCUCCAGAAUGAGAUCGACUUGCUGAAGGAGCAUCUGCAGCUCACCCAGUCCCAGUUAGAGGCAGCCCAGCACUCCCAUGCAGUCAGACUGUCCAAGGAAUAUGAAAUGCAGAAAACAAAAGAGGAAGACUUUCUGAAGUUAUUUGAUAGAUGGAAAGAGGAAGAAAAGGAGAAACUGGUUGAUGAAAUGGAAAAGGUCAAGGAGAUGUUCAUGAAGGAGUUUAAAGAAUUAACUUCUAAGAAUUCAGCUUUAGAAUAUCAACUGUCAGAAAUCCAGAAGUCCAAUAUGCAGAUCAAGUCCAACAUAGGCACACUGAAAGAUGCACACGAGUUUAAAGAAGACCGUUCGCCGUAUCCCCAGGAUUUCCAAAAUGUGAUGCAGCUUCUUGAUAAUCAGGAAAGCAAGUGGACAGCACGAGUUCAAGCUCUUCAACAGGAACACAAGAAAGAAAAAGAUCGGCUCCUGUCACAUAUAGAGAAACUGCGGACCUCAAUGAUAGAUGAUCUCAAUGCAAGUAAUGUUUUCUAUAAGAAGAGGAUAGAAGAGCUAGGGCAGAGACUCCAGGAGCAGAAUGAGCUCAUCAUAACUCAGAGACAGCAGAUUAAAGAGUUUACCAGUAAACCGUUAAACAGCGCCAGUGAACCCAAAGGGAAGGCUUUAGCCUGGCAAAGUUUUGACUCUAAGCCAACUGCCCCAGCUGUACCAAUGAACGCUCCAGCCCCACAGCCCUUGGAAGCUAAAUCAAGUCUCACAAUGGCACAUGAACAGGCAUUCUCAUCGCACAUACUAGAGCCAAUAGAAGAACUUUCAGAGGAAGAAAAAGGAAGGGAAAAUGAACAGAAAUUAACUAACAACAAAGUGAAUUUAAGGAAAGCUUUGAAGAGUAACCCCACCCUCACUAAGGAAAUAAGAACAAUCUUGGAACAGACCUUGGUGGAAAAACUAGAAACCUUGGGGAUUAAUGCGGAUAUACGUGGUAUUCCAAGUGAUCACUUUAAUAAGGUGCUGAGAAAUGUGGAAUUGGCCAGAUAUGAGCUAGAAAGACAAAUACCUAACAUUCAGCAAAUUCGAGAAUUCCUUGAACAUGAGGUCAGCUGUAAAAUUGAGAAAACAUUACUCUCUUCAGAUAAGUUCAAUGUUUCUCAAAUGGAUAACCUUUCGAAUGGAGAAGUACCCAAAGGGAUACAACUUCCUCCCAAAAGCAGACAGUUGAUUAGACAAAAAGCUGUUUUUACAGAUAAGACAUCUGUUCCAAAAAUUAAGAAAAAUUUCACAGAAGAUCAUUUUCCCAGAAAGUCUUCAGUUAUUACGACACCUCCCUUCAGUUCAGAAGAGGAGCUGGAGGACGACAACCUCGUCCAGACCUACAUGUGUCCAGACCUGCUUCCUGUGCCACCACCUCACAGCUUGGUAAAGAACAUCAUCAAGAGUGACAUGGAUUGGACCGAGGAAAGUGAAACAGAGGACUCGGAUGAUUCUCCCAAGCCCACCGGAACCUCUGUAAAGACACUAACUGAAAAAGUUGAAAAGACGGCUCUGCUUCACAGAAAUGUGAAUAAACCAGUUGGUGGGGUUAAUAUUGCUGAGGUCUUUGUCAAAAAAGAAGAAUCACAAGAAGAACUAAAGUGCGCAGACGUAGAUGACGACGACUGGGACAUAUCGUCCUUAGAGGAAGAAAAAUCUGUGGGGAAAAAAACUGGGAAAGAACAGAAGGAACCUCCACCACCUGUGAAGCAUGAGUCAAAUUUCAGUCAAGUGCCAAGUGCCUGGGGUGCAUUUGUCCCGAAGGUGCCAAAGGGAGAAGGACUUCAAGAUAAUGAAGUAAGCACAUUAAAAAGUAGCCUAGUAACUGUGACCGAUUGGAGUGACUCUUCAGAUGUAUAAUUAGAAUGACACACGUCAGAAGGUCUUCCGGAAGCCAACAGUAUUUCAGCAUCACGGUGCUUCAGUAACCUGCCUGCAGGGUUCCAAGGCUCCUGCCUUCCAGCGUUUGCCACAAUAAC